Molecule: messenger RNA, 666 nt
Organism: Penicillium concentricum
Lineage: Eukaryota; Fungi; Ascomycota; Eurotiomycetes; Eurotiales; Aspergillaceae
Product: Mpv17/PMP22 family protein
Exons: 3
Coding region: 1-666 (221 amino acids)
Cellular component (GO): membrane; cytoplasm
Source: RefSeq, a predicted model, not a curated record
AUGACCUCGCCAUUGAUUGUGACGUUCGUGCAGGCAACCAUUUUGAAUGCCAUUUCCAAUGUCCUCGCGCAGCUGAUUGACCAGCGAAACAACAAAGCUCCAUUCACUCUAAACACAGUGGCUCUCCUCCAAUUUGUGGGGUAUGGCAUCUUAAUCGUGCCCCCUAAUUUCUACUGGCAACGCGCCCUUGAAGCGCGUUAUCCAGGGUUUCCUACGCGUGCCGAAUUCUCAAAAGUCUUCAGUCUUCGAUCGCUGAAAUCUAUCUGCUCGCCUCGCUCAUGGCUUUCCAUCUUUUCAAGAGCUCCCCCAGAAGAUUCGCUCCCUAGCCACAAGGAGAAAGAAAAGCAUGUCCGAUGGGCACCGCGUACGCAGCCAUCCGGGCUGCGUAGCUUUGUCAUGAAGUUCUUCUUUGAUCAGACGGCUGCCUCGAUCGUCAAUCUCGUGUUAUUUGUGGUUGUCAUCAAUCUGCUGAAGGGAGAGAGUCUUAAAAAGUCAUGGGAUUUAGUUGUUUUGGAUUUCCGGCCUCUUAUGAGUGCCCGUUUGAAGUACCGGCCUCUUGUUUCGGUCUUAAUGUACACAGUCAUUCCUGUAGAUCGACGAGUGGUCUUUGGAAGUGCAUGUGGGGUGAUCUGGGGUGUCUAUUUGAGCUUAUAUGCUGGUGUUUAG